AUGAAGGACCAGAAGCAGCAGACCUACUGGCAGGAGACGGGCCGAUGGAUGGGCUACGAGGAGAGCUUCGACCCCCAGACCGGGGUGUGGGUGUCUUCGAGCAUCUCCUACCUCACCUUCAAGAGCCUCAUCCAGCUCCGACGCACCAUGAACACAGGCGUGACAGUUUUCGACUGUGAAGAGCAGACACUGGCCAGCAUCGCAGAGAAGAUGGUCAAAGAGAUGGUUAACAAGAAGGCGAUCAGACCUGAAGACCGGGAGGGAGUGCUGAAAUCUCUGCUUCAAAACCGCAGCCAAUCAGAUGACCCGGAGAGCCGAGCCCUGACUGAUGGGGUGGACCUGCAGAAGUUUUCAGUCAAGGACAAGAGGAAUGAAUCUGACGGUGUUGAGGCCUCCAUGGUGCUAGUAGGAGCGUUGGACUUUCUGGAAAGACCCACAGUAGCGUUUGUGCGUCUGAAGGAAGCGGUGGUGCUCGACUCUGCCUUGGAGGCCCCAGUGCCCGUACGCUUUGUCUUUGCUCUGGUUGGCCCCACCAAGAAUGACAUGGACUACCGCGAGACUGGCCGCGCUAUGGCAGCACUAAUGGCUGAUAAAGUGUUCAAUCAGGCAGCGUUUCAGGCAAAGAGCACCCUUGAGCUGAAGUACGCCUUGGACGACUUCAUGGACUGCAGCAUCGUCAUCCCGCCCACAGAGAUCCAGAAUGAAGCGAUGCUUAGCUCCAUUAUCAGCUUUCAGAAGAAGCUGCUGCAGGACAGAUCCCAGUCCUAUGAUUCCAUGCUCCGUCUGGACUCCAGACCUCGCAGGGUUUCCAUCUUUACUGGUCCCCCACCUGAAGACCCCCUGUCCCGUACUGGUCGACCAUUUGGCGGGAUGAUUCGAGACAUAAAGAGACGCUACCAGUACUACAAGAGUGACAUCACAGAUGCUCUUAACACCCAGGUCCUUGCUGCCGUCAUCUUCAUCUACUUUGCCGCCCUCUCACCGGCCAUCACCUUCGGGGGACUGCUGGCUGAUAAGGUGGACAACAUGAUGGGCGUUUCAGAGCUCCUCAUCUCCACCUGCAUUCAGGGGAUUAUCUUCUGCUUCGUUGCUGCUCAGCCCAUCCUGGUCAUUGGUUUCUCCGGCCCUCUGUUAGUGUUUGAGGAGGCUUUCUUUGCCUUCUGCAAGUCCCAGGAAAUUGAGUAUAUUGUGGGAAGAGUGUGGGUUGGAGUGUGGCUGGUCAUCAUUGUAGUGAUCGUCGUGGCCUUUGAGGGCAGCUUCCUGGUGCGUUUCAUCUCCCGCUUCACCCAGGAAAUCUUCUCCAUCCUCAUCUCCCUCAUCUUCAUCUAUGAAACCUUUGCCAAGCUAGGGAGGAUCUUUAAGGCUCAUCCACUGAUUUUGAAUUACGAUCAUCUGAAUUCAACUCUAGAAAAUCCCUGGCACCCAAAGGUGGAAGAGCUGGUCUUGUUUGAUAAUGUUACUGGCAACGCCACUAUUGUUGUAAAAACUAUUAAGCCACCUUACCCCAACACAGCACUACUCUCCAUGUGCCUCAUGUUUGGAUGCUUCUUAAUUGCUUUCUUCCUGCGCCAGUUCAAGAAUGGCACUUUUCUUCCUGGGAAGGUCAGACGUUUGCUUGGUGACUUUGGCGUGCCCAUUGCCAUUUUCCUCAUGAUUGUUGUGGACUACAACAUUGAUGAUACCUACACUCAGAAACUAGUGGUUCCCAAAGGUCUGAUGGUGUCCAACCCAUCCAAAAGAGGCUGGCUCAUCAACCCCUUCGGAGAGCACAAGACACUACCUGUGUGGGUGAUGUUUGCAUGCUGUGUCCCUGCCUUGCUUGUUUUCAUUCUGAUCUUUCUGGAGUCUCAGAUCACAACUCUGAUUGUGAGUAAGCCUGAGAGGAAGAUGGUCAAAGGCUCUGGGUUCCACUUUGACUUGCUGGUUUUAGUUGGCAUGGGAGGGCUCAGUGCAAUAUUUGGUGUGCCGUGGCUCAGUGCUGCCACUGUGCGAACUGUCACUCACGCCAACGCCCUCACCGUCAUGAGCAAAGGACCAAAGCCUGUGAUUGAGAAGGUGAUGGAGCAGAGGGUCAGUGGCAUUUUGGUGGCGUUACUGGUUGGGCUGUCAAUUCUGAUGGAGCCAAUCCUAAAGAUGAUUCCCAUGUCAGCCUUGUUUGGGAUCUUUCUCUACAUGGGAGUAACGUCACUCAAUGGCAUCCAGCUGUGGGAUCGUAUAUUGCUUCUGUUCAUCCCUAAGAAAUACCACCCUGAAUCCUACGCCACCAGAGUGAGCACAGGACGAAUGCACUUGUUCACAACCAUCCAGGUAGUGUGCCUUGCAGUUUUGUGGAUUGUUAAGUCCAGUCCAGUAUCCCUCGCACUUCCCUUCAUACUCAUCCUCACCAUCCCUAUACGCAUGUUUAUGACCGGGCGUCUCUUCACUGAAAAGGAAAUGAAAUGUUUGGAUGCUGACGAUGCCAAAGUGACAUUCGAGGAGGAGCCGGGGCAGGAUGUAUACUGUGAAUCUCAGAUGCCAUUGUAG
Perca flavescens (yellow perch) is the source of this 2523-nucleotide messenger RNA. It is a transcript of the gene slc4a1b, whose product is annotated as solute carrier family 4 member 1b (Diego blood group). Gene Ontology annotation, biological process: bicarbonate transport; monoatomic anion transport; transmembrane transport. The record is from RefSeq and is a predicted model, not a curated record. The transcript has 16 exons. Gene Ontology annotation, cellular component: basolateral plasma membrane; plasma membrane. The coding region runs from base 1 to 2523 and encodes 840 amino acids. NCBI's taxonomy places the organism in Eukaryota, Metazoa, Chordata, Actinopteri, Perciformes, Percidae. Gene Ontology annotation, molecular function: solute:inorganic anion antiporter activity; monoatomic anion transmembrane transporter activity; bicarbonate transmembrane transporter activity.